Molecule: messenger RNA, 2632 nt
Organism: Epinephelus lanceolatus (giant grouper)
Lineage: Eukaryota; Metazoa; Chordata; Actinopteri; Perciformes; Serranidae
Gene: gab3
Product: GRB2 associated binding protein 3
Biological process (GO): signal transduction
Cellular component (GO): cytoplasm
Molecular function (GO): signaling adaptor activity
Source: RefSeq, a predicted model, not a curated record
CACUCUGCAGUCAAGAUGAGUGCUGGGGAUGUGGUCUGCACAGGCUGGCUCAUUAAAUCUCCCCCGGAGAAGAAACUUAAGAGAUUUGCAUGGAGGAAACGCUGGUUUGUGCUUCGAAGAGGUCGCAUGAGCGGCAAUCCUGAUGUGCUGGAGUACUAUCAAAGCAAGAACUCCAAAAAGCCAAUCCGCACCAUCGACCUGAAAGAGUGCGAGGUGGAAAUGCUCAACGGGCAGCUUAGGAUAAAGCGAGACUUCCAUGGGAAGCACCUCUUUGUGGUAAAGACCUCAUCUCGUGUUUUUUACCUGGUGGCCAAAACUGAGGAGGAGAUGAACAGCUGGAUCAGUAGCAUCAGUCAAAUCUGCCAGUUUGGGAGCCUGGAGGACGCAGAGAGCUCAGAAGAAGGCUUUCCUCACACCCCGACCUCCCUUCAUCUUUCACCUGACAGCACUGACCGAGUGUCUGUAUCAAGCCAACCAGAUUCCAGUCACCCACUGGACUACCUAUUUCUCUCACAGUGUGAGACAGGGAGUGUAUGUAGAAAUGAGAGCUUUUCAAACUCUGAGAUCUCUCUAGAGCAGAAGUCGUCAGAUGAUGCUGCUGUCAGGGACAUUGUCCCAUCACCUCUUUACAUCGACUCCUCUUCAUCCUCCGUCUCUCACGCCAGCCCCAGUUCAUCUGUUUUCCUCCAUGGAAGGUUGUCUAACCUCCCUUUAAGCGCUCCAUGCACCUCCAUGGCUUUACCAUCAUCCUCUUCCUCUCCGCUACGUCACUGUGCCACAAGUGUCUUUCGGUUUGACAAGCCUUAUUCUCCUGCAUCGUUCGAGGCAACGAGCGACAGACAAACACCUCCUCCGCUGCCACCCAAGUCUAAUCACCUGCCAGAGCAGCUCAGUGAUGAAGGAGCUCAUAGGCCGAGGGUAACGAAUGCACAGCAUUUCUCAAACCACACUGCAUUACUUCUCCGGAGAACCUCUUUGUCAAGCCUGGACCAUAUCAGAACAGGAGAUGCUGAAAGCAGAUUGAUGAGGAACAGGAGGCAGAGUCUUAAUCUGCAGCCUUUUUUAAAUACCACACGAGUUCAGAGCUACCAGGAUGAGUCAUAUGUCCCCAUGGCUUCCCCGUCUCCCUCUGCUUCCACCACUGAAUCUGAUGGCUAUAUACCCAUGAGCCCCGGGACACUCGCUUUCCUCAAUACAAACUACAACGUUAAGUCCUCCGUGUCCCUCACCACACUAAUGUGUCAACCUGGAGAUCUCGCACCGCCUCCAAUUCACCGCCACCUCAAGCCUCGCUUGAGGAGAGCUCGACCUCCACCUCUUGACUUGAGAGGCCUCUCUACAAUCACAGAAUGUCCCACUCAUCUUCCUUUGAGCAGAGCAAUGACUGAAUCAUGCUUUCCAGUGAACUGUUUACCUCUUGAAAGAAGACUUGAAAAUGGGGGCAAUCCGAGAGAUGAUGACACAAACUGCACGCCAAUGGAGUCAAGGAAUCAUUUCUGCCUCAACUUUGAUGGAGCGGUUCAACCCUGGGCCAGACGAUCGAACCUUGACUAUCUGUCACUGGAUUUCAAUUCUGCAUCCCCCUCUCCUGUGCAGAAGAAGCCCUUUCUGUCUGACGAGCACCGAGUGGAUUACGUGCAGGUGGAUGAGAAGAAGACUCAGGCGCUGCAAAACACCAAAAUGGAGUGGACAGAUGUCCGACAGUCAAAAACAUAAAUGGAACAAAAAAUCAGGAACACUUGGUUUCAAGAAGACCAGCAAUAACACCAGCAGGGAGGACAUAACAUGAAGAGGACCAAAAAACAAUUUAAAAGCACUUUGAAAAACAGCACUGAAAAAAAGAGUACAAGAGUGAGUAAGCAGUUUGAUGCUUGCUUGCGGGGCAUAAAUACAAAAUUGCACUGUAAAACGUUCUCUCUCAGUAGAUCUACACUGUAAAUAAUACCAGAUUGUGCACUGUAUCACAAUGAUUUUUACCGUAGCAUUAAGUUUUCUCAAAUCUUGAAAAGGGCAUCAUAUUGCGUAUUGUACAAAAACAUGAGACUUGCUGUAAAUGUAUGUAUAUAGUUGUGUAUAGAAGACAAAUAUUUUGAUGAUAAAACGUUUUUAUAUAUGAUUCUUUCCCACAUUAUGUACCGUAAACCAAAACAAUCCAUCCUGAGCUUUCUCCUUCUCUCGCUCCUUCUGUGACCUUCAUAUUGAAGUUGUUUUUUUACUUAUUUUGGUACUUUGAUUUCCCUCAAGUCAUGGACACAGACAUUGUUUCCUGUAUACUGAGGUUUGAAAACUGAAUCUUUGGUGAUACUGAUUUUAAGAGACUCUUCUUUUUGUGGCUUACCUUAUCUGCCUCUAUCUGGAUAUCACAUCAAUGAGUCUAGUUCAACAGAAGCAAACCAUCAUCAAACCACCUCUGUUGUCAUAAACAAAAUAAAAAAAUUAUACUGAAAAAAUGUUGCUUUUUUGAACAAAAAGGCUGUUAAAAAUGGUUCACAGAUACCAUUUAUCCAUUUACAUUUUUUUCCCUUUCAUUUUUAAUUUAUUGUGUUUUGGUUAUUUAUUUAAUUAUAUUAUGUCUUGUGUCUCAUAUCCGUCUCCCCCUGGCAUUUUCUGACGUUUAUGCUCUGAUAAAUAA